CUUGCUACCAAAUUCAUGGCCGCUACUGCUGAAUUUCCGUUUGCUUCCCCAUUCCCGAUUGGUUUUGGUUUCCGUCCCACGGAGGAGGAGCUCAUCACCUACUACCUGAAGAACAAAAAUGUUGGCAACGAGUCUGUUGUUCGUUUUAUCAAGGAGAUUGAUCUGUACAAGUUCGAGCCCGACCAACUCCCAGACAAAUCGUUUUUCCCGUCUGAUAAUUUUGAGUGGUUUUUCUUCCGGGCCAACACCUCCGACACUAAAAGAACCACCACUACUGGCUACUGGAAAUCCACCGGUAAACCCCGCCCAAUCAAGGCUCGAGGAACCAAUGAAGUGAUCGCAAGUAGACAAAUUUUUGUGUUCCAUCGAGGCAAGGGAGGCAAUGCUAUAAAGACCAAUUGGGUGAUACACGAGUAUAAGCCUCACCCAGACACUAAAAUCCCUUCCCAGCACCCAUUCCUCGUUUUUCGAUUGAAGGAAAAUGCAGAAGAUGGGCAGAGCAGUACCGUUGCUUCUCACCGGACUAAGAAAGUCACACAGGGAGGAGAAAUCCGGGAGAUGAACAGAGACGAACAAUUAUCGGAGUGUGAGCCCCUAGGGAGUUGUACCCAACAACCUAUCAAUGCCUAUGAUGAUGGAGUUGAAGUCAAUACACAGCAGCAGAUACAGCCUGGAGCUGGAGCUUCUGAAGAUGAAAAUUUCACUCAGAAUUUGAAGUGGAUAUUCGAUCCGGAAGGAAGCUUAGAUGACGAUGCGACCUCAACGAUAUGCAGGUCCCCAUUGCGAUCCGAACCAGAACCAGAACCAGUUUUAACGGAUUUUCAACCUUCGAAUGGCAAUCGUGGUGAAGUAAAUAAGCGAUUAUCUGAGAGUGAAUUUGAUGAGUAUAAGCAGGGGAUGAACUCGGAGGUGAAGGAUAAAAACUUGGAUGAGAUGACACCAAACAACCACUUUAACCGACGCUACAUUAAAAGAAGGCAUGUGAUGACUGAUAAACUUCAAAGUGGAUAUAUCGUACUUCAAAGUGGACGCGACCCUGAUACCAAUAAUACAUACCGACUGGUCGAUGUUGCUGUAGCCUUGCUAGCCAUCGUAGUGGCCGUAAUGUUUGCCAAGAUGUGGUGCGCUAAGUAUGUUUUGACCCAAUGUGGACUGCAGCGCAAAGCUCCAACUAUUACGGCUGAAAUGCAAUACUACAAUAUGCUUUGUAUUUUUGAAGAGACGAUUGUAGGCCGCUCACCCGCUUCAAUCACAUGUGAACAGACGGCUGCUUUUUUAUUCCAGUCGGCCACUUCAAGCCCCACUCCUUUCCACUCCACUCCACUAUCUUCACCUACCCAACAAAAAUUACGUCACUCCGCCCCAGUCAACGCAAGUCAUCCCCUGCUCCUGCUCCGUCGUUAUAAACAUCCUCCACCACCAAGGAUUCCACCACUCCCUCACUUCCUUGCUCCUCCUCCUCCGUUCUUCGACGCCCUUCCUACCAAAUUCAUGGCCGCUAUCGAUGAUUUUCCGUUUCUUUCUUCGUUGCCGGUUGGUUAUGGUUUCCGUCCCACGGAGGAGGAGCUCAUUACCCACUACCUGAAGAACAAGAUUCUUGGGCAGGAGUUUCUGGUUAAAUUUAUCAAGGAGAUUGAUCUGUACAAGUUCGAUCCCGAGCAACUCCCAGACAAAUCGUAUUUCCCUUCUUCAAAUUUUGAGUGGUUUUUCUUCCGGGCCAACACCGGCAUCAAUAAAAGAACCACGGCUACUGGCAGCUGGAGAUCCACCGGUGAUCCCCGCCGAAUCAAGGCUCGAGAAACCAACGAUGUGAUCGCAACUUGUCACAUUUAUGUGUUCCAUCGAGGCAAGGGAGGCAAUGCUAUAAAGACCAAUUGGGUGAUACACGAGUAUAAGCUUCACACACUUACAGACAUCACUUCCCAGCCAUUCAUCAUUUUUCGAUUGAAGAAAAAUGCAGAAGAGAGAGAUGUUUCAAUACGUGACCAAGAAGAUGGACAGAACAGUACCGUUGCUUCUCACCGGACUAAGAAAGUCAAACGGGGAGGAGAAAUCAGGGAGAUAAACAGAGACGAACAAUCGAUCUGUAAGCCCCUAGGGAGUUGUGCCCAACAACCUGUCAAUGCCUAUGAUGAUAAUGAAGUAAAUAUGCAACCAAUACAGCUUGGAGAUGGAGAUUCUGCAGAUGGAAAUAUGACAGAGCUUCUUAACUCGACAGUAAUUUGGGAUGAUAUCUUCAAUCAUAAAUUGACCGCAAAUAUGUGCAGGUCCCUACGACGUUCCGAACCACAACCAGGUUUAAUGGAUACCCAACAACCUGAGAGUCAACUUGAUUACUUGAGGAAUUUCGUCCACGAUGAUAAAAACUGGGACGAAAUGACAUCAAACAAUCAAGAAUGGGAAGGCAUGUAUAGUAGCGAGACUAAUUCCAAUACGGCCUUCGGCUUGCCGUAUAAUCACACUAUGAAAAGGUUGGAAAGAACCCCCCUUCCUCCAAGGCGUUUGCGGAUCAGUGAUGUAAAACAUAUAGAAAUUGGCAAUUCACCGCAGCUAUCAGGGACAGAUUCUAAUAAUGAGCUGAAAAGUGAAGCGGGCAACAAAGCAACCAAGUGGGCAACCGCUCAACAUUGCUUUUCUUCAAAAAAUCGGUUCUCCUAUAUCCUAACUACCAAACGCAUUCACCACAACUCCACUCUCCCCCCACUGGUCUAUGUUGCUAAAGCAUUGCUAGGCGUCGUGAUGCUUCUAAUGUUUGCCCAAGAUGUGCUGCUAUACCGAUACAGGCGCUGAAGAACAAUCUUGUGGUUAGCUUUUUCAUAUCAUGUAUCUCUCUUCUGUCUAACACAAGGCAGCCUUGUAUAACAAUAAUGGUAAUAAUGGGAGUUGGCCAUUAUGCGGGUGCCCAUCUUUAAACUUCAUUUCUCAAGAAGCUUUGUGGCCAAAAACUUGGGGCCAUGACCACAAAAACAAGUACCAAUGCAUCUGAGCUCACUCUGUGAUCAAUUCUGAAUUUGGUGGAAUCCCUAAUCUAAACAGUAACCGUCCAAGAAGUCAGAGUGAUGUGAUGACAAAUUAUAGGGUUCUUUUUAUUAAUAAUGAAACUGAGAAAGAAAGGUAGGACAUCCA
Molecule: messenger RNA, 3126 nt
Organism: Cucurbita maxima (winter squash)
Lineage: Eukaryota; Viridiplantae; Streptophyta; Magnoliopsida; Cucurbitales; Cucurbitaceae
Exons: 9
Coding region: 16-2790 (924 amino acids)
Biological process (GO): regulation of DNA-templated transcription
Molecular function (GO): DNA binding
Source: RefSeq, a predicted model, not a curated record